This is a messenger RNA of Brettanomyces nanus, 1548 nucleotides long. RefSeq lists its product as uncharacterized. The transcript is spliced from 2 exons. Lineage: Eukaryota; Fungi; Ascomycota; Pichiomycetes; Pichiales; Pichiaceae. The record is from RefSeq and is a predicted model, not a curated record. Bases 1 to 1548 code for a protein of 515 amino acids. Gene Ontology annotation, biological process: mitotic G2 DNA damage checkpoint signaling; DNA replication initiation; mitotic DNA replication checkpoint signaling.
AUGAUAAAUAGAGGCACCGCACUGGGAAUGGGACCGUUAGCAGGUGUCAAGUUUUGCAGUACUUCCAUUCCAUCUACAAUUAAGAAAGAAAUGAAGGAUGAUAUAGCGUCAAUGGGAGGUAUCUUUCUUGAUGAUUUGAUGGCUGAUGUCAACGUUCUUAUAGUAGGAGAUUAUGAUACUGAGAAGUAUAAGUUUUGCGCUAAAAGAAGAGCGGAUAUUAAAUUUGUGAAGGCAGAUGCCAUUACUACCAUAUACAAUGAAUGGCAUGAGGGUAAAGAAGUUGAUUCAUCCAUUAUAAACGAUCAUCUCUGUUCCGCCUUCGAUGGUUUAUCCAUAUGUCUGUCUCGAUUAUCCAACGCCGAGGGUGAAAUUUACAAUAGGAAUUAUAUAUCGACUGUCAUUAAGGAAUUUGAUGGUACACCUACGGAAUCUUUAUUGAUGUCUACUUCAUUCGUGGUAACAACCGAAUGCAAAGGAAAAAGAUACGAAAAGGCCAUUGAAUGGGGAAUCCCCGUCGUUCAUCCAAAAUGGGUUCUUGACUGUGCCACUAGAGGUGCUGUUUUAGAGUACAAAUACUAUGAUAUCGCUGAAUUAGCCGAGAAAGAGACAGGCAAGGACUCCUGUUUAAUAUGGGACAAACUCCCUAACCGCUCCUCUGGCGAUGUCGACCUGUACAGUACAUCAAACCAAAUUUACCAAAAAAGUUGCGGAAUUUGCACUAGAGUAAACAAGCGGAAGAGGCUGGCGGACGAGUUGUUCUCUGGUUUAAGCUUUCUUGCGUACGGGUUUGCCGAGUCUCAAAUGCAGAAGUUGAACAAGGUCAUUAUGGAGAAGGGAGGAGAUAUUGUCGAAGAAUACGAGUCUUCUGUGACACAUCUACUGAUACCAUCGACAAUGCCAUUCCGAUCUGUGCCUGUAAGACUCAAGGAGCUAAUAGACUCAAAAGACUUAGCAGUUGUAAACGAGUGGUUCCUAGAUAGAUGCUUAUUUUACAAACAGCUCAAAUUUGACAGCUGGUCAGUGCCCCGGAAUUUUUGCAAUUUAGACUUUAAGCUGAAAAUCAGUGUAUCAGGGUUUUAUGGCGUCGAGCUACUACACGUUACAAAGCUAAUUAGCCUGCUUGGAUGCCAGCUGAUGGAAAGCUUUCAAAAAGAGUGCGAUCUUCUGGUUGUCAAUCUCUCCACUAUUGGUCUCACCAAAUCUUCGUCACCUAAAUUGUUCAAAUAUAAAUACUCUGACAUUCUCUCUUCAAGACCGGCAGCCAAUAUUUCCAAUGAUUCUACAAAGCAGAAAAUUAAUGCCGCUAAGAAAUGGGGUAUUCCGGUAAUCUCCCUUGCAUAUCUCUGGCAGAUGUCUGAAGAGGGUAUUCUACCGAAUCUAUUGGAUUACCAAUGGUGCAUCUUUGGUCCUAGAAGCUCCAUGCCUGCGCACAAUUUUAUGGAGUACGCCAGGGGAAUUACUAAGGGUACUUUCCAAACUCAGAAAUCUACCGAGGAUUCACGUGUUGAGUUCUCGAACGAAGAAAAGGGGAGAGAUCAUGGACGAUGA